Messenger RNA from Mycena citricolor, 232 nucleotides. The record is from the annotation of a GenBank genome assembly. NCBI's taxonomy places the organism in Eukaryota, Fungi, Basidiomycota, Agaricomycetes, Agaricales, Mycenaceae.
CACGAUGAAAUCCCGAUCAACCCUUCCCCAUGUCUCUGUAGCAUGGGCGAACUUUUUGAGCGCGCGGGAUCGAGCACGGUGGUCACAGUUGAGGCUCAUUCGGGGAUCGAUGCUUUCGGCACACCAUCACUCCUCAGUCAUCGAUCCCUGCCAUACCCUCCGCCUACUGAAAAGAAAGUCAUGCAUCGGGGCUGAUGUCGUUAUUAAACACAACGAGGUGCAUUAAGGCCAG